AUGCGCUCCGGGGAUUGCAGGGACUCCAGCGGCACCUCGGCUGCCCCUGGCCCCCCGGCACCAGCUCUGCCGAGCUGUGCCCUGCCAGGAGCCCGCAAGGGCUGGGGCAGGUCCUUGGCUACCUCUUUCUCCUCGGAGGAGGAGAGUGCCUUGCCCAGGGCACAGCUCAGAGGGGCUCCCUGUGUUCUCUCUAGGAAUGGCUACAAGUUCCUCUACUGCUCGGCCAGGGCUAUUGGCAUGGCCCACAUCACCAAAGGCUACCUCCAAUGGGUCAAUGAGCAAGGCUGUGGCCUCCCCAUGGGCCCCAUGCUGCUCUCCCCCAGUAGUCUCAUGUCUGCCUUCCACAGGGAGGUGAUUGAGAAGAAGCCAGAGGUGUUCAAGGUCACCUGCUUGACAGACAUCCGAAAACUGUUUGCUACAAAGUGUCCCUUCUACGCUGGCUUUGGGAACAGGCCCAGUGAUGUCUAUGCUUACAAGCAAGUGGGGCUGCCAGAGAGCCGCAUAUUCACCGUGAACCCCAAGGGAGAGCUGAUCCAGGAGCUCAGAAAGAACCAAAAGUCAACAUACGAGCGGCUGUCGGAGCUGGUGGAGAUCUUCUUCCCUCCUGUGGGACAGACGGGGAGCACUGGGCUGGUACAGCCCCUUUGCCUACUGGAGACCUCCACUGCCUCAUGCUGACUUGGAUGGCUUGUCCUAACCCCAUCCUGUGGAGACCUGACCCAGA
Catharus ustulatus (Swainson's thrush) is the source of this 724-nucleotide messenger RNA. Its product is annotated as phosphatidate phosphatase LPIN3-like. Gene Ontology annotation, biological process: positive regulation of transcription by RNA polymerase II; triglyceride biosynthetic process; cellular response to insulin stimulus. Lineage: Eukaryota; Metazoa; Chordata; Aves; Passeriformes; Turdidae. The record is from RefSeq and is a predicted model, not a curated record. The coding region runs from base 1 to 678 and encodes 225 amino acids. Gene Ontology annotation, molecular function: phosphatidate phosphatase activity; transcription coactivator activity. The transcript is spliced from 5 exons. Gene Ontology annotation, cellular component: nucleus.